Molecule: messenger RNA, 1283 nt
Organism: Salvia miltiorrhiza (redroot sage)
Lineage: Eukaryota; Viridiplantae; Streptophyta; Magnoliopsida; Lamiales; Lamiaceae
Product: DExH-box ATP-dependent RNA helicase DExH15 chloroplastic-like
Exons: 8
Coding region: 504-1013 (169 amino acids)
Biological process (GO): nuclear-transcribed mRNA catabolic process, 3'-5' exonucleolytic nonsense-mediated decay
Cellular component (GO): Ski complex
Molecular function (GO): oligopeptide transmembrane transporter activity; RNA helicase activity; ATP binding
Source: RefSeq, a predicted model, not a curated record
UUUGAAGUCUCACCCACCACUCUCUCUCUCUCUCUCGCCGUACUUCUAUCUUCUUCUUCUCUCUGCCACCGCCUUACUCCCUUCAAACCCGGCGGCUACUGUCGCCGCCAGCCACCACUGCCACGGUAUCCCCUUUGUAGGCCUCGCAUCUGCCUGCCUCUCGUUCCCUCUCUAAAUCAUGAAAAAUCCCCAAAAAUCCCUAGCUUUCUUCCCUUUCAAUUUCCGACGAGAUUACCGCCUGAACCACCCUCUUCUUCUUCAGUCGACAGCAACGGUCAGCCGGACCGCCGUCAUCUUCCCUCAUCUCUCAAGCCUCUAUCACCGUCUCCCUCUCGACUCCGAUGAGCAGCCGCUAUGAAUCCCCGCCGCCUUCACCGCUUCCCUCCAUACUAAUAUAAAGAUUCGAUUUUUCCUCUUUCCCUUCCAUUUCUUCACUCGAGCUCCAUCCCUGCUCUCCAACAAGACUUCACUCAAAAGGUGUUGGAACUGAUUCUUCUGAAAGUAUGCUUUCCGAUGUGGAUGUGAUUGUUUUGGAUGAAGUGCAUUAUUUGAGCGAUAUAUCCAGGGGUACAGUUUGGGAGGAGAUUGUAAUUUACUGCCCUAAACAAGUGCAAUUAAUCUAUCUUUCUGCCACUGUCGCAAACCCAGAUGAGUUGGCGGGUUGGAUUGGUCAGAUUCAUGGAAAAACUGAGUUGGUAACAUCAUCUAAGCGUCCAGUUCCGUUGACUUGGCACUUCUCAACAAAGACAGCAUUGUUACCACUUCUUGAUCAGAAAGGCACUGGCAUGAACAGUGUUGCUGCAAGUUACUUAAACGAUACUCCUGCUCUGAAGAAGGCUGAUAUUGGAAGUGCCGUUCCUUUUCAGAUCGUCGUUCGUCUGUUCGUCGGCAACUCACGCACACCGCACACGAUGGUGGGAUAUGGAUGGGCUGGGAUGUUGAGAAAAUACUUGGUUGAUCCAGUUGACAUGUGGUGGCCUUCCAAUGUCACGCAAGUUUCCUUGUUUAGGUGAACUCGCUCGUGUUGGUGGAGGCUCAUUAGUGUAAUUGAGUUUAUCAUCUUGGCAGAUCAAGUAGAUGGGAGUCGAUGAGCUAUGAGGACUACUACAAAAGAGAAGGCUGAAGCAGAGAACGUCGUUUCAAAUGUCUAGCAAGUUGCGCGCAUUUGUAAUAUUUUUUAAUUAAUCAUAUAGCUAACUAGAAUAUUUGUGUUGUUUUCAUUAUAUUUGGAUGAUAAUGUAUGAAUAUUUCGGAUGUUAUAUAAUAUAUGUUAUCGAUGGCAA